Molecule: messenger RNA, 2802 nt
Organism: Ichthyophthirius multifiliis
Lineage: Eukaryota; Ciliophora; Oligohymenophorea; Hymenostomatida
Product: MIR domain protein
Exons: 6
Biological process (GO): calcium ion transport
Source: RefSeq, a predicted model, not a curated record
AUGACAGAAGAAAACCAUCAUGGCGAGUAACCCAUAAUAACGAUGGGGUCAAUUAUAUCAAUAUCACAUUUUGAAGAUAAUAACGUAUUUGCAUAUGCUGACGGUCAUAUUAAAUCGAAAGUAAUGUUGAAGAAUUUUACAUCUUUAAUAUGUAAAUAAGCAAAAAAUAACUAAAAUAAUAGUCAAAUCGAUUCGGAUAAUUUAUAAAAUUAAAAUGAUAUUCUUAAACUAAAAAAGCACGAUAAAUUUUCUGGAUCUUUAUUUUAAAUAUUUCCAAAGCUUUAAAAUAAAUAAAAAGAAGAAAUAAUGGGUAAUAUUUAUGGCUCUCAUUAUUAAUCAUCUAGUGAAUAUUAAAGUUUAGAAUUAGAUAUUAUGAAUAGAUUAGAUAAACAAAAAGAAGAAAUCAAUCUUUUAAACAUCGAAAAAGAAAAAAUAAUGCAGUUUCAAAAUAAAUUAUUAAAUGAAUUUAAAAGUAAUUAUGAAGCUUUUGAAAAACAUAAAAAUAAUAGAAUAACUUAUAAUCAAACAAUCCAAUUAAUGCAUAUUAAUUCUUCAAAAUUUCUUGCUUGCCAUCAAACUGAAGCUCAUUAUGAAUAAGGAAAUUUCCUUGUCACUUUAGAUGAUUAUCCUUCUGAAAAUACUUUAUUUAGGAUAGUUCCAGCUUUUAAAUAUUAAAAAGAUGGAGAUUUAACAAUAUACGCAAAUGAAAUUAUAUUGAUUGAAAGAGCAAAUUAAUUUCAUAAUAAAAAAACAUAUUUGCAUACAUCUGAAGAAUUAUUCAAACAAGAUGAAUAAUUUUAAAACAGUAAAGUAUAAGCGAACAUAUAAUAAUAAUUUACAUAAUAAAAACUUAUAAUAAAAAGAGAAGUUAAUGGUUCAUAAGAAGGAGAUCCAACAAAAUGGAAAAUAAAUUUAUUUUCAAAUUAUACCUAGAAUUCACACAUGUAUUUGAGAUGUGGUAAUGUAAUAUGGCUUCAUCAUUCUGAAGCAAAUGCUUCUUUAGGAGCUUAAAGAAAAACAACUUAAGGAAAUUUAUUAUAAUAAAGAGAUUGGUAAAAUAUAGAUUCAAAAGAAAAUUUAGAAGUGACAAUUGUAAAUUCAGAUACUUCUAAUUCUUUUGAUGAGUAUGCCGGAAAUACUUGCGGAAUGUGGAUUGUAGAAAAAAAAGAUUUUAAAAGUGGAGGUUAUGUUUAAUAUGAAAAAUAAUAUCGAUUAAGGCAUUUAAGUAGUGGUAUUUAUUUGACUGUAGAAUCUAAUUAUAAUACAAAAUCUUAAAAAGAAAGAUAACAAUUAUUUUUAAAUCAAUAGAUAUAAGGAAAUUAAAGCAAUAAAUAAAUACGCUCCGAUUCUUUUGUAUAAUUAAGACAUGUAAGUACAAAAAAAUGGGUUGAUUUAGCACUAAAAAGCGAAGAACAAAGAAUAAAUGAAGCUUAAAAAAAUGAAACUAUGUAUUCAAGUCAUUAUCCAAGUUUAAAUGCAGAAAGAACCGAAAAUUAAGUGUUUAAAUUAUUUUCUGCCAAUGAAAAUGAAGUUUGGGAAAUUAAUUUUGUGAUAUCUUCAAGCAGAAUAAUUACUAAAUUAAUGAAUUUAAUGGAAGUUUUAGAAAUUCCCAGUAUAUCUAAAACAAAUGUGGUACAAAUAAACAAUUAAAUGUAAGAAAACAAAAUAAACCUAUAAGAAAACAAGAAAAUAUUAUAAAAAAAAAUAAAAUAAUCAAUAAUAAUAUUAGAAUAACUAAAUGAAUUCUGUAAUAACAGAAUGCAUAAUAGUAGUUUAGAUUAAAAGUACGGAACAAUAAAUUAGUUUAGAUAGAAAUUACUCAGAGAAUAGUAUUAUAUUGAUAUUCUUUGUAAACUUCUUAAUGGAAUGUUUACAUAAGAAGAAUAAAAUAGAUUAAAUUUUUUAGAAAAAGAAAUAUAAGAAUAAAUUGAAAUUGAUUAAGAGAUUAAAAAUAAAGAAUAAUAACUUAUUAAAUAAGGAGAUAAAAAUAAUUAAUUUCUAUAAAGAAUUAGUAAUAAAGGUUUUCUUUCUGUUCUUGAUUAUCUGACUUAUUUAAAUCUUAAAAAAUAUUUAAGCAAAAGUAUUUAUAUCCUUCUUAUUUCUAUUUGUAAGCAAAAUACUGAAAAUGAAUAAUACACCUUUUAACUUAUUCCUCUUUUUUAAGAGCAUUGUAAAUUUAUUCCUGCAGCUAUUGAUUGUAUUAUUGAAAUUAUACAAAAUAAUUAACUCUUGCUUUAUAAAGUUAAUGAAAAUAUUUCCUUUUCUAAUGAUUUUAAUUCUAAAUAUAGCCAAAAUAAAAUUUAAUCAUUAGAAUCUUUUCUAAAAUUAAAGAUAAUGUUUUAAAUUAAAUAAUAACUAAAAUUCAUAAAAUUUAAUGAACUAUUUUGUUAAUUUGUUGUAUAAUGAUAAUUAUAUACUUAAGGCUAAUUAUUAUAAAUUUUUAAGUUCUAUAUGUAAAUUUUAAAAUGAAGGUCUAUCAUUAAAUUAAGAAAACUUAUAUAAACUUUAUAAAUAAAUAAAUAAAAAUAAUUAAAAUAAACAAAUUUUCAAAGAAAAGUUUAUGUAAACUAUAGAAAAUAAAGAUAACAUAUAAAUAGAAAUUCUUUGUUAGGAAUUAUCUUUCUUAUCAGAUGUUUCAUUAGGUAGGAAUUUUUUAUGGAGAUGUGAAUUAAUUGAUUAUUUUGAAUGUGAGUUUUUAUUAGAAAAUAUAUGGAAUGCUGGAAUUUUCAAGAAUUAUGAACAAUUAAGAAGUUGUUUUAGUAAAUUAGCUAUGACUUUAUAUAUAGAUCAUGACCCUUUAAA